Molecule: messenger RNA, 2793 nt
Organism: Babesia bigemina
Lineage: Eukaryota; Apicomplexa; Aconoidasida; Piroplasmida; Babesiidae
Product: adaptin N terminal region family protein, putative
Exons: 1
Coding region: 1-2793 (930 amino acids)
Biological process (GO): intra-Golgi vesicle-mediated transport; protein secretion; endoplasmic reticulum to Golgi vesicle-mediated transport
Cellular component (GO): endoplasmic reticulum; COPI vesicle coat; endoplasmic reticulum-Golgi intermediate compartment
Molecular function (GO): structural molecule activity
Source: RefSeq, a predicted model, not a curated record
AUGGGAGUGGAGGCAUACCCCCGUGCGGACCAGCCUAUGAGCGUCGCCGCCUGCGACAAGAACGCAAUCCUGCAAGAGGCCAAGGUCUUCUCCAAGGUGCCGAUAAACUCGAAGAAGUGCGUGGAAGCGCUGACGAAAAUACUGUGCGUGAUCAACCAUGGCUCCGACCCGCUCACGGAGUCGGAAACAACCGACGUGUUCUUCGGUGCGACCAGGCUGUUCGAGUCCAACGACGAGCGGCUCCGUCGCCUGGUCUACUUGCUCAUCAAGUCGAUCCACGUCAACGAAACGGAGAUCUUCAUCGUCACAAGCUCGCUGACGAAGGACAUAAACUCCCCGAACCUCAUUUACCGCGCCAACGCCAUCAGGGCCAUGUGUCUCAUCGUGAAGAGCAACAUGGCAUCGCAGAUCGAGCGGUACAUAAAGUCGUCGCUGGUCGACAAGGAUUCGUAUGUGUGUUCGUCUGCCAUCCUGUUCUGCAUACGUGUGUUCCCGCAGAUGCAGCAGAUGAUCCGUCGGUGGGUCGGCGAGGCCGCCACGUGCCUGACUAACUCUAACCAGAUGGUGCAGUUCCACGGCACGCUGAUGAUGUUCCUCGCUCGUCUCAACGACCGUCAGUCGCUGAGGAAGCUUGUGGCCACUCUGAGGCAGGGUAAGAUGGGCCCCCCCACCGAAUGCUUCAUCAUAAGGUUCGUCGCGGCCAACUUCGGCAUCAUGGAGGCUGAGUGCAUCGACGUGAUAAAAUCGGGGAUCAAGAGCAACACGGAGGCAGUGAGUCUAGAGGCGCUGAAGGCGGUGGUUUCUUUGGCGCUUUCGCACUACAAAACUGUCGGUAGCAUGCAGGGGUUCGCCUUCGACAUGCGUGACGUGAUCACCAAGCUUCAGACGAUGCUCGCCUCGAAAGACCGCACGCUGGUUUUCGCUGCCAUGAGGCAGAUUUACCAACUUGCGCAGACGCUCCCGCUGCUGGUCAGUGUGCUGAACGGAAAGGUUGAGGAGAUGCUUAAACGGAAAAACAAGGACAUCGCGUCGCUCGCGCUGCUCACGUUGCUCCAGACCGGCGGUGCUGACACGAUCGAGAGGCUGCUCGCGCAGGCCACUUCGCUCUCCGGCGACUUCAAACUAGCCGUGGCGAAGGCGCUGAAGAGGCUCUGUGUCUCGUUCCCGGACAAGCACCCCACUGUGCUCAAGUUCUUUGCCACCAACUUCAGGGACGCGGUCGAGAGCAACUUCAAGCGUGAGAUGGCGGACGCUACCAUGUACAUCGUGGAACGCAUCCCCGCCGCCCAGCAGCUGGGUCUGAAGAACCUGUGCGAAUUCAUCGAGGACUGCGAAUUCCCCGACCUCAACGCGAAGGUGCUCAAGUUCCUGGGCGACAACGUUCCGAAGGCCGAAGCGCCGGAGGAGUACGUGAGGUACAUUUACAAUAGGCUGCUGCUCGAAAACGCCACGGUGCGCGCAGCUGGCAUUGAGGCGCUGGACAACAUCGUCAGGGAGUGCCCCGCGCUAAAGGCUUCUGUGUCCAUUUUGCUGCUGCCGUGCCUGAAGGACCCGGAGGACGACCUCAGGGAGAGGGUGAACCUGACGUACGCACUGAUGCUCGUGGAUGACCGCGUGACCCUCAACAACGGCGCGCUCACUGCCAGCACCGACGGCGACGCGGGCUUCGACGAAUUCGAGUCGAAGAUCAAGAAUUCCGAGGCGGCCAAGGAGCUGUGCGACGUCAUCCACUCCGUCACCGAGCAGGGAAACCUCAGCGGCCUCUGCGCCAAACUGCAAGACUGUAUACAAAACAAGCGCGGCUAUGAGGAAAUCUACGAGGGCAUGGCCGACGCUGACAUGGACACCGACGCGGGUGACGCGGCGCCGGACGCCCAGGAUGCCAAGCACCGCAUGUCCUCCGCUGCUGGUGUGGACGACCUAGGCGUCUUUGAACAAGACAGCGUGUCUGAGCGGGAGACUGUGGUGCUGCCUCCCGAGAUCUUGCAGCUCCUGCCUCAGGGCGCGCCCACGGCCAGCUCCGCCACCCUGCCCCUCACCGACGAGGAGGAGGACUACAGCGUGGAGGCCAGGAUCCACUCGUCCGAGGGCUGGCUGGUGCUCGAGUUCAUUAUCGGAAACACGCUGUCUGACCAGAUUCUGGAUGACGUGGUUGUCAGCGUGGACUACUCGCAGUGCCUGAACGCCACCAUCUGGCAGGUGCAGACGUUUGUGCCGAUACCGCGGCUUACGGUAUCGGAAAAGAAGAGCGCUUACGUGGUCGUGCGCAACUCGAUGCAAAGCGGCCCCAGCGGGCUGCCUCACUUCGGGCUGCUGCUUGGCACUGUGAAGGUAGACCUCACUUUCGAGGCCCGCAGCGGCAGCGAGGACUCCCGGAGCUACAGGGAGAGCUACAGCGCCAACGACAUGCACCUGGGAGUCGGGCUGUACUGCGUCGGUUGGCCGAUGGAUGAGGGCGAGUUUGAGCGGUCGUGGACCGCCGGUGCGUCGCUGGAGUCGUGCGCCACCUUCGGGCUGCAGUUCAAGGACAUCAAGGAGGCCGUCCAGGGUUUGCGGCGGUUCUUUGGCAACUGCUCCGUGACGCAGUGCCCCGGCCCCGUAGAAAGGAUCGCCGUGCUGAACGUGUCCGGCAAGCUGUUCUCCAAAGAGGACUUCCUCGCGAAAGCGACCGUCGCCCAGGGCGACCCUAGCGGCUCCGCGCAGCUCAGUCCGCAGAAGGGCUGCAUACUGAAGCUGCAGGUCCGUACGGGCAGCAGUGAGCUCGCUGACAUAAUUUUCACGCUGCUGGAGUGA